This is a messenger RNA of Lymnaea stagnalis (great pond snail), 12416 nucleotides long. The record is from the annotation of a GenBank genome assembly. NCBI's taxonomy places the organism in Eukaryota, Metazoa, Mollusca, Gastropoda, Lymnaeidae.
AAUGAUUUUGACUGAUCAUUUUUAUUUUUGUCUAUUACAUAUUCUCACUUUGUCUAUUACCUAUUCUCGCAGGAAAGUCAAUAUUUGUUAAAAUAAUGGCUGAACAUCCAGUUAAUGAUUUGUCAACCAUUGCUAGUGAAACAGAUGAUAGAUUACACAGUCAUGUAUCUGUUGCUGGAGAAUCAGAGGAGAGCAUGGUGAAUAAUACAGUAGAAAAUGGUUUUCGUGACAAUUUAUUAGACCUCAAUCCUUCUGAAACCACAGAACCGAUUUCUAUUUUUAAAUCUGACACAGUGACUGACACAAACCCUGUGAGUGAACAAGAUUCCAAUGACGAUAGUAGCAGUGACAGUAUGCCUGAUUUACUAUGGCCUGAAAAAAAAAGCAAUUUAAAAAAGUCAAAUGGGGCUACAUCAACAACGACCUUGUCAUCUUCAACAUCACAAGACACAGGCUUUGUCUCAGAUAACAUUGUAGACACACCAAGUCCAGAUGAAGCCAGUAAAAGUAUGGAUGAUUCACUCGGUAAAAAUAGUUCAGAAACGUCGGUGAACAAAUCAAAAGAGCAAGCAGAAUUUGACACCCCAGAGGAAGAUGGUGUAAUGGAUAUUUUGGGAAAUGGUUUAUUGAAGAAAAAGGUAUGUUUUGUAAUAAAUAACCACACAUUUUUUUUAAGAGUUUUUUUUUUUUUAAAUAAAUUUUCUUUUUGUAUUUGUAUGCUUAAAUUUAUUUUGUUGGAUUUUUAGUAAUUUGGGCAGUUUUGGGCAUGCCAAUUGAAAUGUAUUUUGAAAGCUAUUCAAAAGUGCCUAGUUUAAAAAUUUUGCCUUUGUCAGAAUAGACUUUUUAAAAAGAUCUGUUAAAGUGUGUUCAAAUUGAAUAUGUAAACUUCUCUUUCACCAUGUUGUGCCCACUUUGUCAUUUUUGUUAAUUUCACAAUUCACAAGCAUACAAUAUUUAAAGAAGAGCACUAAAAAUGUGAUUAUUUUCUAUUAAAUUUAUGCAAAUUUGAUAUAAUUAAAAAAAUUACUAGUUACAUUAUAAAUUGGAUUGUUAAAAUUGCAAAUUAGUGAAGCAUUUUCCUAAAAUGUUUAAUUUUGAAGAUACAAAAUGUUAAGUAUAUGUCAUUCAUGCAUCCUGUAUUUUUUUGCUGUUAGAUAUUAAUUCCAGGUAAAGGUGUAGACACAAGACCAAACAAUGGGGAUACAGUCACACUUAAAGUUGAUGGAGUGUUGGAAAAUGGAACUCAUGUUGAUACUGGGGAGAUUUCUUUCAUCCUUAAUGAUGGAGAUGUCAUACUUGGUAAAUGGCCUAUAUAAUGUUUAACCUAAUUUUAAUCUAUUAUUAUUAUUGUUUGUCCUUCUCAUCUUUGAUGCUGAAUUUUGUUUAAAGUAAGUGAGAGUCGCUCAGUCUGUCAGCCUCCUCUCUCGUCCUUGCUUAUUUGAUCCAAUGGUAAGACUUAGUCAAGAUGACUGGAAAUAGACCAGGAUGCAGUGGAUGACCAGCUGUUUUUCUUGUGUGUUUCACUGUGCUCUUUAUGCAUUCCACUUCGCAAGAAAUUUCAGCAUUUUCAUUAUGUCAGUGUCAUACCGCCUACAGGACUCCCAUCUCAGAGUUUGAUUUCAGAGUUGCCUUCCCUUAGAUGAGUACCUUCCAAGGUUAAUGUUUCCCAUCCACCUGGGUUCUGGUGUUGUUUUUGGUUGAAUAGGCUUACUGGGGAUUGAGCUUCAGUCCACAAGAUUGGAAUUGACUCGGAUUAGAUCACUCGGCUACCCAGCACCCUUUUAAUAUAUAUACCUAGGUAAUAGCUGCUGCCUCAAAAUGUAUUAAUUAUAUUUAAUGAUUUGAAUAUAUUGUCUUUGUGGAGGAUCUUUCAUUGUUGCAAUAUAGCUUUUCACCUUCACCCUUUUUUCUUCUUACUUCACUCAGAUGAUAUCAAAGACACUGAUUAUGCAUAUUGUAUGCUUAUGUAUAGUUAAGGAUACAAAAUAUACAAGAUUUAGACUAUGUAAAUACUAAUGAAAUAAAACAGCGUGAUCCAUAUUUGAACAUGUGUUCAUUCUGAUCUUAGUACAGAAAUAGGGAUAAAACCAAUACAUUUACUGUGGCUUAGGACAGUGGUUCUCAACCUUUCUAAUGCCGUGAACCCUUUAUACAGUUCCUCAUGUUGUGGCGACCCCGAACCAUAAAAUUAUUUUCGUUGCUACUUCAUAGCUGUAAUUUUGCUUCUGUUAUGAAUCGUAAUGUAAAUAUAUGAUAUGCAGGAUGUAUUUUCAUUGUUACAAAUUGAACAUAUUUAAAGCAUAAUGAUUAAUCACAAAAAAAAAUUGGUAAUUAUUUAUUGUGAAAUAUUUAUUUCUAAUUACAAAUAAAUGAGAUUUUGUCUUGAAGCAUAGUGUAGCAUGGUUAACUGUCUUAACUGUAAACUAUAUUGAUACAUUUUGCGACAGUACGCGUAAAAAGCCAAUGUCAGUGCGAAGCUGUUUCAAGAGCACAACGAAGAUUAUCUUCCACAACAAGCCUACAUUUAGACUUGAUUACCAACAAGCUGGAAAACCCUGUUUCUCAAAGAUAUUUUGUUGGAAAUGGAUAAAGAGGGCGCAACACAGUCUCAGACAGAACAGGAAAUGACUACAAACACUUGAUCCAGAAUUUUGUAACUGGCAUUGUAGAGAAAUCAGUUCUCGCUGAAUUGCUGUUAAUAAGUUCAAUGAACUCCUCUUGUGCUGUCUCAGGAAGAUCUUCAACUUUGACAGUGAAUGGACUUCUGGCAACUGCAAAGAGUGUGUCAGGUAGAUUUGGAAAAUACGAUGUAAUUUCGUCUCCAAGCAUGUGCAAGUGUUCCUUCACAGAAUUUAUCAUCGUUAUCCUUUUGUCUGGUUCAAUGUGAUGUUCCUCAAAAAAACAAAAAAACAACAGAUAAGAUGAGCAACAUGUAAAUUUUAUUUUCAUCCAAUUUUGUUAUUUUGCCAAAGCUGAAAUUUCAUUUGGAAUUAUCGCAUCUUUUCAGAAAAAUCGAUGCAUGUUGCAUUUGGUCCUUGCAGUGAUAAAUUUAACUCAUUUAAGAUGGCAAAGAUGUCAACCAAGUAAGCUUUUUUCUGCAGUUCAAUUUUAUCACUAAAAAGUAGUUUGAACUGCAGUCUUGCCUUCUGAUUGAAAAAGCGUUUUGAGUUCAUCACGAAGCUCAAAAACACGUUUUAAAACGUUUCCUCUCGACAACCAUCUCCCUUCAAUGUGAAAUAGCAGAGCUCUGUUCGGCGCAUCCAACUUUUUGCACAGUUGCAAAACAGUCGACUGUUUAAAGUGCUCGUCUUUACAAAAUUGAAAAAACUUAUGACGCUUUUCAUUACUUCUUGUAACUCUUGUGGCAGCAUCUUCGUUGCUAAUAUUUGCCGAUAAAUCAAUCAGUGAGUUCCGAUGAAUUUUGGUGACUCAUUCAGUGCCAAAUGUUGAAAUCCAGAUGGACAUCCUAGCACAGCUGGAGCAACAUCUGAGCAAACACCACAACACCUUUUCCCAAAAGAUCUUAUGAUCUUUCAGAAAUAACUCGUGUCAAAAUUAUCACAUACAGUAGUUGCCGUUUUUUCAAGAGGUUUGCAAAAAGGAAACAUCUUUAAAGUCGCCAUCAUUAAUAUACCUCACGUAAACUAGUAACUGUGAACAGUUUGCAACGUCUGUAGAUUCAUCAAGCUGGAUACUAAAUAUUGGGAGUGGAGCACAUUUAAUUUCCUGGAUUACCUGGUAAAGAUGAGUCAACAGACAGGUCAUCUAUUCUUCUGCGGACAGUGUCGUUAGAUAAGGAAAUUGCACUCAAUUUCCUAACAAAUUCUUCUCGGAUCAUAACGCGAACAAUGUCUUUGGUUGCUGGCAACAGUAAAUCCUCAGCAAUUGUUUGAGGUUUCAUAGCUCUGGCGAUUCUGAGUGCAACCAAAUAUGAAGCUUCAAUGGCUGCUACUUUUUGUUUGGGGUACUUGCCACCAGUGUCAAGUCUGGCUUUCUUGAUUCCAUCAGCUUUACUUCUAAAAUAGUUGGUAUCCUUCUGCUGGCAAAGCCUGGAUGCUUGCUAUCAAAAUGGCGUUUUAGUUAGUUCGGCUUCAUAGAUAUUCAGCUGAUAGAACUUCACAGCAAAUAACACAUUGCAAUUGAAAACAAUGAAAACAUAGAUAUAUUCAUACGAGCAUACAAUUUAUUUUGCGUUUUAUUUUUUGAUUUUAUCAAUAUUAUCAGGCAAUCAUCAUUCAUUAGAGGCAAUUUUUAACUGAGACGUAACUUAGUAAGACAGCAUGCUGAGCUUACUCUCAUACAGGCACUAUAUUACUGAUUGCAGGUGAAGGCUACUAGAACUUAAUCCUUAACCGAUAUUUAUUUUUGCCUUUAAAUUUUUAAUUUAAGCUUAUCGUAGAUAACAAUAGUAGCAUUUAUAGUUAGGUGUAAUUUCAGCAUCGGACAUUAGACCUAUAUUCUUUAUUUAUUUACGGUUUCCCUACUUGUCAUUGGUUAAUUAAACCUAUCACGUGAUACUUGGGGAGGUCAGUUUGAUUUUUUCUUCUACAUUUUCUCUGGACUUGUCUGAUUCUUCCAAAGUAUGCACUAGUUAUAAUCCGUUAUUACCCGUUAAGGAGCUGAUCUGUGCAGUAGUUUUCACUGUCGAUUUAAACUUUAUUAUGGGGUGAAUGGUUCAAGGGGGGUGAUAUGUCUGUUUCUAAGACCAUCGGAAAUGUGUGUUUUCCAAAGGUCUUAGGCAACCCCCGUGAAAGCGUCCCGCGACCCCCAAAGGGGUCGCGAGCCACAGGUUGAGAACCCCUGGCUUAGGGGAUCAGCAUGAUUUUUAAAAAACUAUUUUACCAUAAACAAUUUCUAUUUUACUGUUACUUAACAUUAUUUCAUUGAAUCUUAAUCAUCUUCCAGCUUUUGACAUAGCAGUAGCUCUAAUGGAAGAAGGGGAAAAGUGUGAACUGUCUACAGCUGCAAAGUAUGCCUUUGGUUCGCUUGGACGGUAUGAUUUCUUUAUCCCGCAGUUUUCAUAUCUUGUUAAGUCUCUUGUGUCUAAGUGCACUAAAAAUAUACUAAUAGCAGCCACAUUUAGUCCUGGUUCCAUUGACAGCAAUCAAAUUAAGUUAUUUAUAAAGUUAUUUGGCCUAUAUAAAUUUUAUUUCUUUUAUAUUUAUUUUUUAAAAUAAAAGCUGUCGUCUUUUGUUCUUCAGGGAACCAGAUAUUCCAAAAGAAGCCAACAUAACAUACACACUAGAACUUGUCAACAUUCAGAGCCCUCCUGAACUUUCUUCUUUAAGUUAUGAUGAAAGACUGAAAUUAGGGUAAUCAUUUUGUAAUGACUAUAUCUUAUACAGCCUGCCCAAGUGGUCCACAAGCAAUUUCACUGUUGAGCUGUGCGUGCGCACACAAUGGGGAAAAGGUGUGCACUGCUAAAAAAGGUGUGCAACUCAAAAAGAAAACUGUGGCGCACACAACAUUUUUAAAACCUGAAAAAUAUAGUUAAGCGCCCGAAAUCGUUUCUCUAAGGCACCAAAAUAUAAUGAACUUUACUUGUUUGUAAAAUUCGUAACUCCUCUUUCAAUAGAACAUGAGGUGAGAUGGUUUUAAGACAGUUUGCUUGGAAUUCUAUUAUAAGAAAUUAUGACAGCCUCAUUCAGUACCUCAUUCAACUAGUAAAGAGUGAUUAUCAAACAUCAAAAAGUCUCAUUGCAAAGAACUGCCAUUUAAAUUGAACGAUCCACAAAUUCAUUUUGCUCCAUAAGUUCUCAAUGAUGUGUUUGAAGAGUUUGCAGCCAUAUGUGAGCCUUUGAAGACAAGUAGAUUGACAUCAAUAGAUGAAAUGAUAUAAAAAAGUCAAAUCUCAGUACCUUGGGGAUGUUUCUAACUUGAGUGAGAAAGUCGAAACUAUUCUUCAGGAAUACGCACCAAAAAAUGGUUUCGGUAGAUUCAAAACCUAAUUUAGCUUUUAUUGAAAGUGUGUGUUGUCAUUUUGAAGACAUAUUUCCAGAAAAUAAGGUUCAAGAUUGGGUGGCAUUUUACACAAUAAAAAUUUUUUUUUUCAAACUUUGAACAUCAUAAAAAUUUUGUGCACAGAGACUCAAAAAAUUAGAAGGAACUUAGUGCACAAGUAAUAAAUGCAACAACAAAAGAAUCUCUUAUCAAUUAAUAAUUUUAAGGGCUGAAGCUCUUUUUUUCUAAGUGUAGUUGUAGAAGUUGUGUCAAGCCAGAUGUAUCAAUCAAAACAUUGAAGCCUGCAAUUAUGCAAUGACAGAUUUUUAAUUUUUGUGAUUAUGUUUUGAAUGUAGAAUUUUAAGCAAUACUAAGUGUUAACACAUGGCUCACAUUAAAAUUAAAAGAAAAAUUAGGAAAUUUCAACUAUGUACCUUUUCAGUUCAGGGAACCAGAUUGUGUGUAUCAACUGGAUAUAGAAUUGUGUUGGUGUAGUUUGUGUUUACUUUUAAGACAUUUUAUUACCAAUUAGAUUCAUAGCAAUACUAAAUUAUUUUGUUUCUCAGCUUGUUAAUGUCAUAUACCAUGCAUUAAUUUAGUAAUAAUUUUUAUUAUUUAUUUGCAAAAUUUCGGUCUAAGUAUAGUCAUUAAAAUUUUAAAAAUGUUAAUACUAGUAAAAAUAAAUUGUUUAGGCUUUCAGCUUUUUAUUCCUAUUUUAAUUUAUACUCAUUCUAAAUUCAGUGAAGCCAAGAGAGAGAGGGGAAACUACUUAUUUGGAAGGACUGACUAUACAGGUGCAAUUAAUUCAUAUAACAAGUGAGUAAAGUUUUUAUGAAAUAUCCAUUUAUAAAUGCUUUGAAAUGCCCUGGAACAUUUAAUCAGAUUCUGGGGACUUGAUAUUUUUGGAGUUAAUUCUUCUUAAUAAUCUGCAUAUCGUUGCUGUAACCACUGUAACCCUCAUGAUGGGUAAGGAUAAUAAAUGAAGAAAUGCGUUCAAGCUGUAUGAAGGAACUAGUGGAACAAGGUAUGUUGAAGCUUGAAAUGAAAAGACCGGGCAAUAAAAGGAGAAUGUUUCGGCUAAAAGCCUUUUUCCGCUUCUACCAUUUCCCUCCUAUAUGGUGAACUCCAGAUGCUUCAAAUUUGUAAACUAAUUUCUUUUCUUUUCUUGUUUUGUCUUAUCUGCUAAAGAAGGCUUUUGCCAAAACAUUCCCCUAUUAUUGUCCUGUCUUUUCAUUUCAUACCUUGUUUCAUUAGUUCCUUUAUGCGUAAGUCAAGUUUUCCAAAAUUUACAUGAGACACUACAAACCUAAUUACUUAAAAAUAAACUUUUAAAACAUUUGGUUAGGUCUACUGAUAGAAAAUGUACUGCCCACUACUAACAUUUAAAAAUAUUUUUACAUGGCAUGAGGAAUCCCUAGAUCUUAAUAAAUUAGACAUUUUUUGCAUUUUUGAAACCAUUCUUCAGGAAUAUGCAGGAAGUAAGGUUUUAAUAGAUAAUAAACCUAAUUUAGCUUUUAUUGAAAGUGUGUGUUGACAUAUUGGAAGACAUACAUAUUUCCAGAAGAAGUUCAAGAUUGGCUGUCAUUUUACACAAAAAUUGGGGAAGCCCUAGAUCUUAAUAAUUUUUUUUUUAAUUUGACUUAAACUUUUACAGAGUUACAGCGACAAUAUACUAUUUUCAUCUCUGCUGAAUUUCAAGUUUAAAGCAACAUCUUAAACAGUCAUGGAUUUGCUUACAGCAAUACAUAGUAUAAAUAUUUAUUAUAUAAUUUUUUUAUCAGUGCUUUAAAGUUUGGACAAAAAUAUUAAAGUAAGUGAUGAAUACUAAAUAUACUUCUUUUGAUGCAAUGUGCUAAAAGCUCAAAACUCUGAUCCAACAGAGCUAUAAAAAUACUAGCUGAUACAGAUCUCAAUGCAAGCCUUGACGAAGCCAAUCUGGCAUCAUUGACUGAGUCAUCCCUCAAGUGCUACAACAACAUGGCAGCAUGUCAAUUGAAGGUUAGUACAUUUUUGUAUUUUAAGAAAUAUUAUUUUUAAGAAGUUCUUUACAUUGUCCUUUUUACAUGCAUAUGUUGUGAUUUAACUCUGAAUUCUAUUGAAGGCACCAAAAGCAGUGGCUAUACUAAAAAAGUUGAUUAAAUAUUUAAAAUAAAAAUCUUUUGUUACUAGUUUUUUCGCAUUUUGUGUCUUUCAAUAAAUGUUUGCUUAGAAAUUUGUGUACAAUUUUAUUGCUAAGUUUUUUGUUAAAUGCAAUGAACUUUUCACAAAUAUUUUUGUUUAGAUUGAUGCCUUGGAUGCAGCGAUAAGGUCAUGUGAAAAAGUUCUCACGUCCCAAGAAAAUAACAUCAAAGCUUUAUUUCGAAUAGGCAAGGUAUAAACUUAUAUAACUAAUUUUGCUAUGGCUUAUCUCAUAUUAACAUAAUUGCUAGAUUCAUGCCUAUGUUGUUGACUAGUAGGCUCUCGAACAACAUAGUAAUACUUUUAAAAAAAUCUAAUUUGCAGGUUUGCAAAAUUUUCACAUGUAAAAAUCUUAUUAGUGGGCUGAGAAUAAAGGGGGGGGGGGGGAAUGUAUGAUCUACUAGCUAUCUAAAUAAAAGAAUAAUAAAAUGGAAUAUUUAUUUUAAGUGUGCUUAACCAUCUUAAUAUUAGCCUCAUUUAACAAUUGUACUUCAAAAACAACAAAAAAGCAUUAACUAGUAAGACCAUAGGAUUAAUGAGCAAUUUGAUUCUCAAUUUAAGGGACUAGAACCUGUUAGAAUGUUAAAAUAAACCGCUGUGAUCAUUGACAACCACCUUAAACUCCUUCAUUCCCACACAUCCUCUCAGUUGUUUAAAUUUUUUUGUUAGUAGGUUGUCAUAACAAAGUCAAACUAUUCAUAUCUAGAGUUUUUAGCUCUUGUAUUAUUAUUUUUUUUGUUGCAAAAAAAAACCUCAGGAGUCAGCUGUAUUCUGAUAUAAAUUACAUAGAUAUAGAUAUAGCUUUAAACUUGUAAUGUAUUUUUUUUUACAGGCUUAUGGUGCUAAAGGGGAAAUUGAACAUGCAAUAACCUAUAUUCGACGAGCAAUUAAAUUGGAACCAGAGUCUAAAAUGCUGCAUCAGGAAAUGCUAAAUUUAAAUCGGCGUAGAAAUAAAGAAACAGCAACAGAAAGAGAGUUAUAUCAACGGAUGUUGGGUGUUAAACCUGAAAAUAAAGUAUCCACUGACAAAAACAAGAAAGCAUCAAAUUCAAACUCAGUAAGUUUUUUUGUUUUUUUAAUUACAAAAUGAAAUAUGUUACAACAUAUAUAUAUAUCAUUCACUUCCAUCGUUCUAUAAUUUUAUUCUAAAUAGAAAUAAUGGAGAGGCCAAAAUUUGUUGGCAAUUUCUUCUUCUAUAUUUUGAGGGCCCACGAUCAACAUUUUAACAUAUUGAAGUAGAUAAUAUAUGUAUUUUUUAAAUAUCAAAAAAAUCCUUUCUGUUUCUUGAUUUGUUAAAUAAUUUUUAUCUGUUAUAAUUUACUUUCCCGAAGUAUUCUCACAUUUUAUAAAUAUAGCCUUUUUAAAAAUUUAGUCAUGAACAACUAUAUUCUUCAAUGAAAGUCUUUUUUAUUUAAAGUUUCAUAUUUAUUAAAAUUCCUCCCAUAUCUUAUAUGCAAAAACGAUCUUUUAAAUUAAAUAUAUUCAUGAAAUGUAUAUUUUCUAACAGUUUCUGAAGUGGGCUCUCCUGGUGGGAGGUGUGGCUGCUACUUUAGCAUCAGUAGGUCUUGCCAUAUACAGAACAUCCUGAGACAGUGCUCAAACUGCUUUGCUGGUGUCUGCGUAUGAUUGAUAUCAAUAGAUGAUAGAACAAAAAAUGAGUGGAUGGGGAUUUGUAUUUUGUUAUUUUUUAUGAUAUUUUUUCUUCUUAAAUUUUUACUUAACAGAAAUAUAAAGAUUUCUUCCCCAUUAUUAUUAUUUUUUUUGUUUGUUGCAUUGCUGUUCAUUAUUGUUUUUAAACCUUUAAAUUAAUAAUUAAUUUUAUUUAAGAAAAUACACUUUACCAAUCAAUAUUAUUAAAGGUUUUGGAUAUAUAUAAUUGAAAAAACUAUUCCUAUCAAAUGGAUUAUAUUGUGUGCCUAGUCAGGUCGGUUGACUGGAAAAUAAAAAAGAGGCAAGGGUAUUUACUCAUGCACAGUAGUUUUUAGAGAGUAGGCCUAUUGAAAUUAUUUCAGUUUACAAAUUUGUCAGACAGUAUUUUAUUAGGGGAAAGCUGUUGCUUUUUUUUUCCCUGCGGGGCUUGAAAUUUUUUACACUAAUUUAGGAGAAUAAAUUAAUGUGAACAUUUAAAAUAAAAUUACAUUUGAUUUAGGCAGUGUCUACACGUACGGCGACCGGACAUAUAUUUCCCGCACUAUUUGUCCGGCGACCAAGUCACAUGACCGCCGUAACAAAGUGGCGAGAGAUAUCUUGUCCGUGAGCCUUGUCGCGUGAACGCGAAUGAUUCAAAACUAUUGUUAAUUUUAAAAUCUAUUUCUCUACCAUUAAUGUACUGAGUGUCUUGAAUGCAAAUAAUAGAAAAAAAUUAAGCUAAAGUGGCUUGUAAACAUUUUUGUUUUAGUUUGUUAUUUGAGUUUGUGUACCAGUAAUCCAUAAAAUAAAGUAGGGGCCAGUGUGGAGUAGGCAACCAAUAAAAGUAAAAGAUUUCAUCUUAAAUUGUUUAAAUUGCAACAAAAUAUUUAAAAACUCUCAUGAAACUACUGUUGCUAAUGAACAUGAUAAUAGAAAUAUAAGAUAAAAUAUUUUUAAUUAAAAUUUGGGGGGGGGGGGGGAAAAAAUCCCUACCAGGAAUUGAUCCUCAAAUAUAAUAAUGUCAAGCAAUCAUUCUACCACAAGACCACACAAGAUCUGCCAAUUGGCUCUUCGUUGGGAAUAAUAACGACUACUAGUCGUCCGGCGGUCACGUGACAUGUCGCCGGACGUAUAUCUCGCGCACUAUUUGUCCGGCGCGCCGGACGUGUAGACACUUUGUUUGAUUUAUAGUAAUUUAAAAAUAACUUUAACUUUCAAUACACCUCAAUGUUGCAUGACAGUUGUUUUAUUUUAAAAUCUUUCAGAAGUAAUUGGAAUGGGUUGUUUUAAUUUUAAGAACUAAUUUUCAUUUAAAUUUGAAAGCAAAUUGAUUGGUGCAAAGAACUUAUGAAGCACUUUGUAAAGGAAAAUUUGUAAUGCUUCUGAAAUACCUACGUGGUUUGUCUGUUAAGAUUACACUACAAAUCCUUUAAAUAUGUGCACAUGACCCUUGAAAAGUUUCAACAGUUUGCCACAUCAUCUUUGCAGAUCCAUAUGAUUUUCCUGAGUGAAAUACCAUUGUUCCUCUAAUCAAUAUAACCAGAGACAUGUUUCCUGACCAGUGCAAAGAUAAAUUCAGUUAUGCAUGCAUGUUAUCACUUAUCAUCUAACAGCUGAUCUGUCUGUGAGGGGCAGACAUAUAGUUGCAGAAUUAAUUUCCUAGCACCCAUCUUAUUUAAAAAAUUUUAGGAAAAGAUUUUAAGGAAGUAUUUUUUGUGUGCUUCUGUUUACAUUUUGAAUUCUUAAAAUGUGCUGUCUUAAACCAUGUAUCCUCACAUUGUACCAGGCACAUGUGUCAAGGAUUUUCUAUGUCUAGAUAGAUACACGUUUUUCUAGAUUUCAGGGCACUGCUCCAUUCCCACAGAUAGUAAUAUUAAGUUAGGAAAUAAUAACAUAUACUUGUUGGAAUUAAAAUUAAAGUCUCAAAUAUUUGAUUAUCGCCUGAGAGAGUUGAUGUCUAAGUAUUUGAAAAUGUAACACAAGUGAAACAAAAUAAGAUAUGCAUUAGGACUAUACAAUAACAGUUUUUAAAGUCAACUGGUAGUAUGGAGUGGGUUCCAGCUGAUGUGAACGUCUGAAAGAAAACAUUACUGUCCAAGUUUUUUAAGGAGAUUUGCUUUAUCCACAGUUUGAUGUUACAUUAUCUUAUGGCUUGCGUUUUUUUUUACCACCAUUCAAUUGAAUUAGUUUAUGUGUGAUUUUUACCAUUGAUAUUGAUUGCAUAAUUGAUGCCUUUUCAAGAGAUAUUUUUAAAAGUUAAUCACCAACACAAUGUGAUAUUCUGAAUAAUUUUUGUCACCUAACUGUCAGUCGUCAUGUAUGAUAACAUUGUUGUACAUCAAUGAAUAUAAAAUGAAUGACCUGCAACUUAGUAGCACCUGAAAGCACAUUCCCCCAUCUCUUAACUUUAUUGAUGACCAACCAAUGACCAUUGAUCGAUGACCAUGUGCCAGGAAAUGAUCUGACACUCUUACUGCUUUUAAAUUUUUGUUGCCUUGUUAUGAAACAAUGCAAUCAGUUUAUUCUUGUUAAUAAUAUUGCUCCAUAUCUUCAUUACAAACUAAUCAGAAUAAUUGUUCAUGUUUUUGCUAUUUCAAUACAUGUUAUUUUUUUUUUUUUAAAGUUUUAUACUCUUGUGCGAACAUUUUAUGAGUUCAAUAGUUCAAAUA